Molecule: messenger RNA, 1210 nt
Organism: Perognathus longimembris pacificus (Pacific pocket mouse)
Lineage: Eukaryota; Metazoa; Chordata; Mammalia; Rodentia; Heteromyidae
Gene: Tmem243
Product: transmembrane protein 243
Exons: 5
Coding region: 390-746 (118 amino acids)
Source: RefSeq, a predicted model, not a curated record
CCCUCGGCGCCAGUGCCGAGGCCCCUCCUUCCUGAGCCGCGCGCGGCGUGGGAUCCCGGCGGAGUGCGGACCAGAGGCUCGCGGUCCCCGGCGCGGCUAGGAUUCCCCAGACUGAGGGCCGGCGGGGGACGCCGUGGUCUGGCCUGCGGGCACUGGCGGGCGGCCGAAGCUGCUCGAGAUGAGGCCGGGAGCGGGGCGCGGGCGGAGCGGCUGCGACCCCCGCCACUGAGCGAGCGCCCACCGCGGCCGCCACCUGGGCACUUCCUCGAGCUCCCGAGGCCAUGCGCGCGCGGUGAGGCGCCCGCAUUCCCAAGCCGCGGACCCCAGAAUCUCAGCAGGUAAUGUGGGAUCGUUGUUGAGUGGCCCUGGACGAACGAAGGAGCCCCAAGAUGGAGGACUUUACCGCCAGGACCUAUGGCACCAGUGGCCAAGACAACAGACCUCUGUUCGGAGAGACAUCAGCCAAGGACCGAAUCAUCAAUUUAGUUGUUGGCAGCUUAACAUCCUUACUGAUUCUAGUAACACUCAUCAGUGCUUUUGUAUUCCCUCAACUACCCCCAAAACCGCUGAAUAUAUUUUUUGCUGUCUGCAUCUCUUUGAGUUGUAUUACUGUCUGCAUACUUAUCUACUGGUAUCGACAAGGAGACUUAGAACCGAAAUUUAGAAAUCUAAUUUACUAUAUUGUAUUUUCUAUCAUCAUGUUAUGUAUAUGUGCGAACCUGUACUUCCAUGAUGUGGGAAGGUGAAGCUGCCAAGGAGAAAUCCUUACCAGGACUCUUCAAAAUGUACAUUAGGACAGUGAAUCACUUUUGGAAAAAAUACGCUGAAGAAUCUUCUACAGAAGUCUGAUACAUGAUUUUCAUGUCAAUUAUAAAUCUAAAUUCCCUCUUGCAAGGGAGAUAUAUCAUAGAUCUCUUUGCUUUUUUUUAAGGAGCUGAUUUUGCACUUGAACAUUCCAACAUUCAAAUGGCACAAGUAAUUUUCACUUUUGAAAUUAAACAUUUUUUUACAAUUUAAUUGCAUGGCUCAGAAUCUUGCAUUUUAAGACAAAUACUCUUUUAUUUCUGUUAAACUGAAUAUACAAUUAUUGUUCCCUAGGCAACCAAUUUUUGCUCAUAACUACAAUUUCACGUUAACAAAACAGACGGUGAAAAGACAACUUUGAUUGUGAAGAUCUAAUUACAAUAAUAAAUAAAAUAAUUUAUACAUG